Messenger RNA from Linum tenue, 450 nucleotides. The record is from the annotation of a GenBank genome assembly. Lineage: Eukaryota; Viridiplantae; Streptophyta; Magnoliopsida; Malpighiales; Linaceae.
GUUGGUGGCUGAUGGAGAAUAUGAGGGUGAUGAAGUGGUAUUUCAAAAUGUAUAUGCAGCUUUUCAAGCUCGGAGUUCAAGUGCACCUGCAGGACCUAGUGGAAGCUCUCGUGCAGAACCUAGUGGAAGCUCUCCUGCUACCCAUGUUUUGGUCUCGAGUCCUACUAUGUCACAAGUGGAAGAAGACAAUGUCGACGACAAUUCUGAUGAGAAUGAUGAGAUUUAUGUAGAUGUAGAGUCUAAUGAGGAGUGAUAAUGGUAGUAGUGUUUAUCUUGGAUAAUGGAUGAAUUUUUAUUUUACUUGGAUGUUAUCAUCUGAGAAUUGUAAAACUAAUGUGUUUAAUUACGAGUUGAAGAUAAUCUCAUCUAUGAUUGUCAGUAUUUUAUGUUAACAAAAUUAUUUAUAAUUUUGCGCCAAACACCAAACAUUUUUUUUUUGCAUAUGAUAGU